UGUCGGGAGGCGGGUUUAGCAAGCUACCGUUGCCGUCUGGCGCAGGAGGUAACGGGUGUGAGGAGCGGGGUUGGGGUGUUCAGCAACUGUCGCCGCCGCCGCCGCCAUCAUGAGCUAUUCAGGUUAUGGGAACUGGAAUUCAGGCACAAAUAGAGGUUACGAGGACUAUAGUUAUGGAUAUGGAUACAGUCAGGAUAACUCUGGCAAUUAUGGAUAUGGUAUCUCAUCUAGAAACUGACACGAUGCAAGGAGGACAUUAUGGCUCAGGUGGAGACAGGUAUGAUACAUAUGAGUCCUAUGACUCAAGGGCUUCACUGAAUGACCGUGAUCUGUACAGAUCCGGCUACGAUUACAGUGAGGCUGAACAUGACACCGACAAUGCCUAUGAAGGUCACUAUGACAACUCCUAUGGGAGCCGCAGGGACCAGUACCACAACAGAGCACGUGACAACUUUGGCCACCGGGGUCAAAACUGGGCCAGAGAUGGGCGAAAUAACAGACCCAUGGCAUCUGCAUAUUCUGGGCGCAUGGGCGGACAGUGGAAUGAACCGCCAAUGCCAAUGGGAGGACGGGGCCAUGGCCCCAAUAGGCCCCCAUCCCUUUUCUCCCAUAAACUAUUUCCUGAAUACAACAUGUUCCAGGGAAUGCGAGGUUUCUCUGGCAACAUGCGCUUUGGAGGCGGCGGUAUGAAACAACGAAUGAGGAGAAACUGGAAAAUGUGGGACGCAGAUUUUAAAAAAAAAAGAAUUAAGAAUGAACCAACUGCUAAUAAGCGGAAACAGGCUAACAGUUCUGAUGAGCCUGACAGCAAGACAGCAAAAACUGAUGGCUCUGACAACUCAGACUCUGAUAAUGAAGACGGGCCUGAAGGAGAAGCUGCUGAGAAGGGUUCUAAAAAUGAGGGAGAAGGGGAAGGCGGUGAAGAUGAAGAAAGAAAAGGAGACUCUGAGAAAGGAGCUCUGACAAUUCAAGAAGAGAUCAGUCAGAUCAAGCGCAAAUUGCAAGCUGGUAAGAAAACUCAGGAGAGGCAAAAAAAAAGAUAUCGUGAUCGGAUGGUGGAAAGGAUUCAGUUUGUAUGUUCAUUGUGCAAAUAUCGCACUUUCUAUGAGGAUGAGAUGACCAAUCAUUUGGAGAGCAAAUUUCACAAGGAGCACUUUACAUUUGUUGGGACCAAGCUGCCCCAGCAGACAGCUGAUUUCCUUCAGGAAUAUGUUGCUAACAAAACAAAAAAGACAGAAGAACGCCGUAAAGCAAUUGAAGAUAUUAACGCAGUUAUACAACAGAUAUACAAAGACCAAGAUCUUACCCAGGACAUAGGCAUGGAGCAUUUUGUAAAAAAAGUGGAGGCUGCUCACUGUGUUGCCUGUGACCUCUUCAUCCCAAUGCAGUAUGGAAUUAUCCAGAAACAUCUGAAGUCACUUGAUCAUAAUCACAACCGCAGAGCUAUGAUGGAACAGUCCAAGAAAUCAUCAUUAGUAGUUGCAAGAAGCAUUCUUAACAAUAAGCUUAUCAGCAAGAAAUUGGAGCGGUAUCUGAAGGGUGAGAAUCCCUUCACAGAUGAUCCUGAAGAGAAAGAGGAACAUGAGGAAGGUGAGGCAGGAACAAGUAGUAAUAUGGAGGAAGGAGCAGGUGAAGGAAACCAGACUGAAGAGAAAACUACAAGUGGUGACAAUCUGGCUGAGGAAAAUCCAGUUGAAGAAGGUAGUGCAGAAAACAAAGGUGAUGAAGGAGGAGAGGAACCACCAGACCAAACGGAAGAGUGGAACUUGAAUGCAUCCAAGGAAGCCGUUGCUGCUGAGCAGGAGCAAGAACAUGAAGAUGAAGAAGAAGAAAGAAGAGGAACUGCACCUUCAGAGGAGAUGGAACCACCUGAUGAGUGAACUUGCAAAGAAAGUUGAAGCAUUUUGAGACUCUACAUUAAAACUUUUAAAACCAUAACUGUAUUUGUGACACUACAUGGCACGCGGCUUUUGAUUCUCAUUGACUACACUUUCACCUAGUUACAGCACUUAAAAGCCUUUAUCUGUAAAGUGUUUUUGGAAAUAGCUUUUUUUAACCAAAUCUUCGUUGUAUUAGCUAGGUUUUGUGCAGUACAAUUUUUAAGUGGCUUUGUACUAGGAAAAAUACCUUUCUUUUUUCUUUUUUUGGGGAGUAAAUACUUAAACCCAAACUUUGUUAAUUAGCUUGUACUAUGCUACAACUUGGGGUGGGGGGUAAAUGUCCUCUAAGAUUCUCCUUCCCUUUAAUUUUGUAUAUAGUUGAAAAUGUUUUUCGUUCCCUAGCUAGCCUUGACUGGAAAUGUGAGUAGCAGAAUUCUGGGUUUAAAAUUCUGCACAAUUGGAGUAACUUCCAUGCAACUGUAGCAUUCUUCUAUUCUUUCUUUUUACUUUUAAUAUACAAAGGUAAUACUUGGGGGUCAGCACAAUAGUUUUGCAGUGCUUUUAUUUAAGAGUGAUUGCUUCCAGUGAUUGGAGAUAAAAACAGUAUGUUAGGACGUACCUAUGCGUGAGGGUUUCUGGAAGAAGCAGUAAAAUGGUGGAUGUGCACAAAGCCUCAAAGAGGGAUAAAUACAUCCUGGCCCCUUCUUAAAAUCAGCAUUGCUCUAUUUGGGGUUUGUCCUGAUGUUGCUUAGGGGAUGUCAUUGACCCUGCUUGCCUUAGAAUGCUAUUCUGUAAAGAAAGGCUGUAGGAGCGCAUAUGAAAUCUACUGAUGAAGGUGUUACAGAAAUAUUAAAUAUUCCCUUCAAUGCA
Messenger RNA from Elgaria multicarinata webbii, 2750 nucleotides. RefSeq names its product A-kinase anchoring protein 8 like (gene AKAP8L). Lineage: Eukaryota; Metazoa; Chordata; Lepidosauria; Squamata; Anguidae. The coding region runs from base 126 to 1880 and encodes 584 amino acids. Gene Ontology annotation, cellular component: nuclear matrix; nucleus. The record is from RefSeq and is a predicted model, not a curated record. The transcript has 14 exons. Gene Ontology annotation, molecular function: DNA binding; protein kinase A regulatory subunit binding.